Ilex paraguariensis (yerba mate) is the source of this 951-nucleotide messenger RNA. NCBI's taxonomy places the organism in Eukaryota, Viridiplantae, Streptophyta, Magnoliopsida, Aquifoliales, Aquifoliaceae. The record is from the annotation of a GenBank genome assembly.
AUGGGUUCUACUCUGUCCACAUAUAUGUUCAAGUAUGACACUGUUCAUGGCCAGUGGAAGCAUCAUGAGGUUAAGGUCAAGGACGAGAAGACCCUUCUUUUUGGUGAGAAAUCAGUCACAGUAUUUGGAAUCAGGUACAAUUUNCAUCAUGAGGUUAAGGUCAAGGACGAGAAGACCCUUCUUUUUGGUGAGAAAUCAGUCACAGUAUUUGGAAUCAGGAACCCUGAGGAGAUCCCAUGGGGUGAAACGGGUGCUGAUUUUGUUGUGGAAUCUACUGGAGUUUUCACUGACAAGGACAAGGCUGCUGCCCAUUUGAAGGUUUGCUCUGAUCUCCUUNCGGGUGCUGAUUUUGUUGUGGAAUCUACUGGAGUUUUCACUGACAAGGACAAGGCUGCUGCCCAUUUGAAGGUUAUUAACGAUAGAUUUGGCAUUGUUGAGGGCCUCAUGACCACUGUGCAUUCCAUUACUGCCACUCAGAAGACUGUUGAUGGUCCAUCAAAGAAGGACUGGAGAGGUGGAAGAGCUGCUUCAUUCAACAUCAUUCCCAGCAGCACUGGUGCUGCCAAGGCUGUUGGUAAAGUUCUGCCAGCCCUGAAUGGAAAGUUGACUGGAAUGUCCAUCCGAGUUCCAACUGUGGAUGUUUCAGUGGUGGACGUAACUGUAAGGCUUGAGAAGGCGGCCACCUAUGAUGAGAUAAAAGCUGCGAUUAAGUAAGCUUCUUUGUGAUUUUAUGGGCAUGAUUGGGUAGUCUCUCAUUGUUUAAGUUAUUACUGACCAGCAGUCACUGGAAAUGUUCCUUUUCUUGAUGAAUUUUUUUCAGUUUACUACCACCUUUGAUGAGCAGUGUAAUGUUCCCCGUGGUUAUCGUUUGAUUUUCAUUCUGUUCCUUGGUUGUUCCCAGGGAGGAGUCAGAGGGCAAACUCAAAGGUAUCUUAGGGUACACUGAGGAUG